CUUUUCUCCUCGCCACUCAGUUUGAACGUUCCUCGUGUGUUACUAUCUCCCUUGCGCACAGCGAGCGCAGUCAUUGACCACCAUCCGCGCGUGUGUUAGUCUGUCAGCCAAGCUGGAGGAGAUGGCUGCAAACCGGGUCGGGAGGCGGUGUAACAACAAAGUCCACUCUCCGAAUCGUGGGGCGGCAAGGGAUCCUGGACUUAGCUUACAGAAGAGGCAAGCCCGAGUGACGGUUAAGUACAACAGAAAGGAGCUUCAAAGGCGACUGGACGUGGAGAAAUGGAUUGAUUCUGGUUUGGAUGAGCUUUACCGGGGCAGGGAGGAGGACAUGCCAGAGGAGGUGAACAUCGACGAGCUGCUGGACCUGCCGAGCGACGAGGAGCGGGUGUGCAAGCUAAAGGAGGUUCUCCACACCUGCAGUAACAACACAGACGCGUUCAUUAAGGAGCUGAUGCUGAAAGUCCAGGGCCUGCAGAAGCAGGAGGACCUCCACAAUGAUGGCAUGGAGCACCCCCACCUCCACCACCACCCUGAAGCCGAGAUGCACUGAGCGUCCUCUUCGCUCACGGGAACGCGGGCGUGGCCACCGAGGCUCCUAACCCCACCCUCUUCCCCUGCCGUCCCCUCCCCAAUCCCCCACCCCCUUGCACACGCUGCUCUUGGUCCACAGCAUUGGACAACACGGAAGGAGAGGCGACUGACUGAUCGACCACGGCCAAAAACCCCACGCACACGCUUCAAUCCGACGCUCACACGGGAUCGUGAGAUUGGCGACCCCCUGCGGAGCUGGUUUUUCAUUGGGCACGGCCCAGAGAGCACACCUCACCCCUCAGGCACGUCGGGACACACUUCCACAUUUCACAGUGUGCACUGAUUCCGAUAAAUCCGGCCCCUCGAGGAUUUCCGGAAACCAGCUGACGUUUUGUUGUGUUUGUGUUUUUUUUUUUUUUUUUACAAGCCCCAGUGUUGUAAAUUGAUCCUCCUUUAAGUGCUCUGCAGCACCACCCUUUAUGGAAAAGUCAGCAGUUGAUGAAUGGGGUAAUAUGGAUGGGGAUGAUGACAUCAUCUCACUUGUUACGGUUUUUUUUUUUUUUCAUACCGCAAGGUUUCACCUUAUCCAGUUAACACCAGAAGACCCAACAGCAGACCUAAAAAUGGAAAUAUGAUUGAAUUUAAAAUGCCUGGGAUUGCAAAUAAUCCAAUAAAUUGAAGGCCAAAUUCUGCAGAACAUGCUAUAUUAAUGGACAGCAAAUUCUGAUGAAAAUGCAUGAAAGACAAUAUUAAAACAUGUGGGUGUUUGAUACAGUAGCAUUGAUUCCUCAGUUAUUUCAUGCAUUUCUUGCAGAAUUUAAGUCCAGGUAAGUUAGCAUCUUUUAUUAUGUUGACCAUUCUCCAUUCUAAUUUGCUUGGGGAUUUCUGUGGAUCUGAAGCUUUAAUCUUCUCAUUACUGUGAGACAGACCUGGGUCAAAUACGUAUUUGUUUUGGAUUCAAAUACUUUUCUGUGCUCUAUUGAUCUUGCCUGAUGUAACUGAGCCUGCCAAUGUGAGCAGAAGGCGGGGUUUACACUUUGAGAGUAUUUCAUUGAUUCCAAUACACCAGACAAGAUCAGUAAAGUGUAGAAAAUUAUUUGAAUCCAAAACAAAUACGUAUUUGACCCAGGUCUGCUGUGAGAUAAGCGUUGCCCUGAGAUUUCAGACCUAGUUUUCUCAGGUGCGCUCGUUGGAUAAGCUGCUUGAGCACCUUUCCAGAUGGAAGAUUUUCAUAAAGCACAUAUGACUGCAAUAAUGAUACAUGUACCGUAGGGUGAGCACUACUGUAUGUUGAUUGAAUUUGAAGGGUUUAUACAGAGGUCCACGUGUGUGUGUGUGUGUGUGCAUGUGUGUGUGUGUUCUGUUAUAUUUUAAUUAUGAGUUACACUCGUGCUCUGACAGAAUAUUUUUUAAACAAGUACAGUACAUGAAUAAAGCACUGAAUAAAAUCUGCCAUCACCCAAAUUAUUCAAACUACCCCCUUGGCAUUCACCCUGAGCACAAUGGGUGCUCCAAUUUUGGAAGUGGCCACGGAAGGAUCUUAAGCAAAUGAGAGAAAAAUUCUAUCUCACAGAGGACAUGUAAUUGCUGUGCAUUCGGGAUUACAUUGAAAACAUUAUGGCGGGAAGCCUUGCUUUACAGUCAAUGGUAUCUGGUUCAAAACACCCUUUAAAAAUGAAGGUUGACCAUGAGCAAGAAAAAGAGGAGAAUAAGAACUUUCCUAGAAACUGCCCUGAAUGUUUAUCUAGUUUUAGAAAUUAUUUUUACAAUCCUUUACUGUGUCUAAUGUGGUAUUAUUGUACUUAAUUGUGAGUGAUUUGAAUUAUAUUACUUUAUUACAUAAUAUAUUAUUACAUUAAAAUGAUAUAACAUUGCAAUUGUUCUGGAAAAGUUCAAACUUAUCUCAGACCUCUCAUGAUCUAAUGAUUUAGCUGAACUCAAUCACCUUCUAAUUAAUAUGGUUUAUUGUAAAGCCCCAACAUUUAUUUCUGUCAUAUUGAACAAAAUUAAGAAAAAAAGGUAUUCUGCUGAUAGGAAUUCUUUCUAGAAUUAGUAAACAAACAGGUUCAUUUUUCAGAUAAAUGGUCUUCCUACCCGAUUUUCUUGUUCAAGUAAUUUAAAAACCGCUUAGGAAUGGUCACCAAAACACAACAAUGUAACGUUCUCACAGCGUUUUUUAAGCAUUGUAACAGUGUUUAUUCGUUUUAUGGUGCAGCAACGCCUGUCAAUUGAAAGGCCCACACGUAUGUCUUGAGGGCAUGAAGAAUCGGUUGGUUGUUGGCAUCAUAACUGCCACCCGUAUAAUGGAAAAAUUACGUUUCAAGGCAGCAACACUUUUUACAUUCAUAAAAAAAUGGAGUGUUAUUGAUUAGCUCAUUUGUUUUGCCAUUUGCACACAUAUAACUGUUUUCACAGAAACUGUAAAUAUGAGUAAGCGUAAAAAGCACAGGCUGCUUCUCCUGUCCUUAUGCUCUACUUUUUAAGUGAUGUUUGUGUAACUGACAGUCUUCACGUACACAGUGCUGCACAGUUCAUCCGCUCCAUCUCCAUCUGUGAUCCCAAACUGUCCCUGCUGAUAAUUAUCAGAAACCAAAUCCUUGCUACAGUGCAAAAAAAAAAAAAAAAAAAAAAAACUCCUGCAUGUCUUCAAGAGGGAUUGCUCCUGAGCAGUUAAUUCAUUAUGCUAUGCUCUACUUUACAUUGUAGCUUAUUCAUGGGAAAACAGCAAUGAAGAUAAGAUAAGAGUUGCCCCCAGGUUGUCAAAAAAAACCUUCUAACAGUCAGAUAAAGUGCUUAUUCCCCCCCCCAUUCAACUCCAGUGUCAACAGUGACUGCUCCAUGUGUAUUUUCGGAUUUGUAUAACCCGCGCCAAUUUUUAUUCAUGUUUUUUCCUACCAAUUUUUGCUAAUUGGCUGUUUUGAUAUGAUUUGUAAAUCUGUAUUUGUUUGUUAGUCAUUUUUUUAUUUGUAAAUUCUUUGAAAUAAAGAUUGACCUCUGCAA
Molecule: messenger RNA, 3531 nt
Organism: Anguilla anguilla (European eel)
Lineage: Eukaryota; Metazoa; Chordata; Actinopteri; Anguilliformes; Anguillidae
Gene: ppp1r14ab
Product: protein phosphatase 1, regulatory (inhibitor) subunit 14Ab
Exons: 4
Coding region: 122-550 (142 amino acids)
Biological process (GO): regulation of phosphorylation
Cellular component (GO): cytoplasm
Molecular function (GO): protein serine/threonine phosphatase inhibitor activity
Source: RefSeq, a predicted model, not a curated record